AUGGUGGAGCGAGUGCACCGAACACUCAAGGCCGGUUUAAUGUGCAACGAGGACAUUCCCUGGCCUGACGCCCUGCCACUGGUUUUGCUAGGACUGCGCACGUCUUUUAAAGAGGACCUUCAAGCCUCCCCAGCCGAGAUGCUCUACGGGACAACGCUCCGAGUGCCUGGAGAGUUUUUCACAACCACCAGCCACCCGAAUGCCGACCCGCCGUCUUUCAUUCAAGGCCUUCGUCAGCUGCAGCAAUCCAUCAAACCAGUCCAAGCUUCCAGGCACGACUCCCCGCACAAGCCUUUCAUUUUCCGCGACUUGCAGACGUGCACGCACGUCUUCAAGCGCGUCGACGCAAUUAGUAAGCCGUUGGACCCACCUUACACAGGACCACACAAGGUGAUCCGACGAAUCGACAACCGGAAUUUCACCAUUGAAGUCAAUGGACGCCCCCGCACCUGCUCUACGGACACCCUGAAGCCAGCAUACCUGGAGCGCGCGGACAUGCCAGUCUCCGGCCAAGCUGAGACCGCAUCACCCUCGCCUGCCUCCAGACCAAAUCCAGGCCCGCCAACGCCACCACCAGCCCCCACGUCUAUGCCGCAGCCAACACCUGAGCCACCCAAGGCGGCCAAGGCCAACAAACGGGUAUCGUUCAGCCUGCCUACGGCCGACUGCACUAAGCGGGGAGCCCCGGUGGCGGUUUCCGCUAGCCAAAGCGCAAAACAAAAAACGCGCAGGAAACAACAGCUCAUCCCGCGAGCACAAUGGUAG
This is a messenger RNA of Copidosoma floridanum, 765 nucleotides long. RefSeq lists its product as uncharacterized. NCBI's taxonomy places the organism in Eukaryota, Metazoa, Arthropoda, Insecta, Hymenoptera, Encyrtidae. The record is from RefSeq and is a predicted model, not a curated record.